Molecule: messenger RNA, 2526 nt
Organism: Gadus morhua (Atlantic cod)
Lineage: Eukaryota; Metazoa; Chordata; Actinopteri; Gadiformes; Gadidae
Gene: dmap1
Product: DNA methyltransferase 1 associated protein 1
Exons: 11
Coding region: 144-1610 (488 amino acids)
Biological process (GO): negative regulation of transcription by RNA polymerase II; DNA repair; chromatin remodeling
Cellular component (GO): Swr1 complex; NuA4 histone acetyltransferase complex; nucleus
Molecular function (GO): transcription corepressor activity
Source: RefSeq, a predicted model, not a curated record
UCACCGCCAGACCUCACGACGGCGACAAGCUAUAUACCAUGAUGCGAAAGGACCGGCGCCGGAAGUUUAAGCUGGCUAGGAAUACAUUGCUACAUGACUACUUACCCGAAAGCUAGGUGGCGUUGACAACAUAAGUUAUAGUCAUGGCUACUGGAGCUGACGUGAGGGACAUUCUGGAAUUGACAGGAGGGGACAAUGAUGCUCCCAUCAGUAAGAAGGAUUUCAUCAACUCGGAAAAGAAAAAAGCCAAGAAGACAACAGAAGCGCUGACCUUCAAGAGACCAGAGGGAAUGCACCGGGAGGUCUAUGCGCUGCUCUACUCAGAUAAAAAAGAUGCGCCGCCUCUGUUGCCUAGCGAUACAACUCAGGGCUACAGGACCGUCAAGGCCAAGUUGGGCUGUAAAAAGGUGCGUCCCUGGAAGUGGAUGCCCUUCACCAAUCCUGCCCGCAAAGAUGGAGCCAUAUUCCAUCACUGGAGACGCACAGCCGAGGAGGGCAAAGACUAUCCUUUUGCACGCUUCAACAAGACGGUGCAGGUGCCGGUGUACUCGGAGCAGGAGUAUCAGUUGUAUCUCCAUGACGACGGCUGGACCAAAGCGGAGACGGACCACCUCUUUGACCUGUGCAAGCGCUUCGACCUGCGCUUCGUGGUGGUCCACGACCGCUACGACCACCAGCAGUACAGGAAGCGCUCAGUGGAAGACCUGAAAGAGCGAUACUAUUGCAUUUGCGGCAAGCUGAUGAAGGUGCGCGCAGCAUCGGGGGCGGAGCCAAAGAUCUACAUAUUUGACGCUGGCCACGAGAGGCGCAGGAAAGAACAGCUGGAUAAGCUGUUCAACCGCACACCUGAGCAGGUGGCGGAAGAGGAGUAUCUGACCACAGAGCUACGGAAGAUCGAGGGCAGAAAGAAAGAGCGGGAAAAGAAGGCCCAGGAUCUGCAGAAACUCAUCAAGGCCGCAGACACCAACACAGAGUUGAGGCGUGCGGAGAAGCGGGUUUCUAAGAAGAAGCUCCCCCAGAAAAGAGAAACAGAGAAGCCGGCCGUUCCAGAGACAGCAGGCAUCAAAUUCCCAGACUUCAAGUCUGCAGGUGUCACACUCCGCAGCCAGAGGAUGAAGCUGCCUAGCUCUGUAGGGCAGAAGAAGAUUAAAGCCAUUGAGCAGAUCCUGACGGAACAAGGAGUGGACCUCAACCCCAUGACCACGGAGGAGAUCGUGCAGAUGUUCAACGAGCUGCGCAGCGACCUAGUGCUGGUCUACGAGCUGAAGCAGGCGCUCAGCAACUGUGAGUACGAGCAGCAGAUGCUGCGGCAUCGCUACGAGGCCCUGCUGAAGGCUGGCGGCGGCGGCGGCGGCGGCGGCGGCUUCCAGGGGGUCGUGACGGUGUCCACGCCCCAGGCAGCGGAGCCCAACGUGGGCAACAGCGGCAGCGUCACGCCGUGCACUCCCGGAGGAGAUGCCCUGGCCUGGCCCGGCCUCAUGGACGACAUCAAGGUGGAGGCCAAGGAGCAGAUUAUCGACGUGGUGGGCGCGCCGCUCACCCCCAACUCGCGCAAACGGAGAGAGUCGGCCUCCAGCUGCUCUUCGGUGAAGAAGAUGAAGAAACCUUGAUGAUGAAGAUGAAAGCGCCUCCACACACACACACACACACACACACCGAGUGGGAUGACGUGUCACCCGUUUUCAUCACUGGCUUAAUGUCCCCCAUGGCCUCCUGCGCGGACACACAGCUAUAUCCACUCCUCUAAGUAACUAACUAACUAACUGGGCUCGCUCCAUACAAGCAACACACACACACACACACACACACACACACACACACACACACACACACACACACACACACACACACACACACACACACACAAGGGGGCACAGGGGUGGACACACACAUGGUGUCACCCACACGCUAUGGAGACAAAGGCUACAACUGAGUGACAUUCCAUUUCAUUACCCCUCCUCGUGGGGCCCUCGGUCGGCACUCUGGCCCCUCAGAUGAGGCCCAGAUCAACUGUAAAUUGCCCGGCCAAGCUAAUAGGGCCACGGGGACGGAGUGGGAGAACCGGCUGGGGUAAUUGAAAUGAAUUGAAAUGAAAAGCAGGAAGUGUGUGUGUGGGAGAGCGAGGAGAUCCUUAAGCUAUCGGUUUAGUUCAGAGGGUUUUCUUUUUAGGGUAAUCAUGCCAUGCUGUUUACAGGCGGCCGGGCUGACUUUUCUGUUUAAGCCGUGCUACCUUCAAGCUGGCGUCUCAUCUUGACAUCUCUCUCUCUCUCUCUCUCUCUCCCCCUCUCUCUCUCUCUCUCUCUCUCUCUCUCUCUCUCUCUGUCUCUCUCUCUCUCUCUCUCUCUCUCUCUCUCUCUGUCUCUUCCCCCACCUCUUUCUUUGUUGAUGUGACCAUUUUGUUUCUGUGUGAUGCAUUUGUUUUUGUAAAGGAAAUGAGGCCCAGAGUUCGCUUGAGGCCUGUGUCCUCAAGCAACCUUGAAGAAGCCUUUUUCAAACAUUUAAUAAACCUUGUGUUUUUUUUCUACA